CUCAGCCUGUCUCCUCAGUUGUGGAGCAGCUAAUUGAGAAUAUAGCUGCAGCUGGGAGAACCAAGCCCCACCAGCUCAGACUCUUGGAAAAGCAAGAACAAGCCAAGAGACAGCAAAGAAAAAACAGCAACAUCCUCGUAAAACAAGGACUUGACACACCAAAAACCUCCCCCCAAAUUACACUAAACAGCAAACAAACAAACCAAGCAGGACAGAAGCAUGUCAGGAGCAGAGAGAUACAUGGAUGAAUGCUACAGUCACCCAGCUUUACUCCAGGUCUGCACACAAGAAGUUGAAAGUAGCAGUGGAAGUUUAAAGGUGCAGAGGAUGUGCGCCUCUAGGCGGAUACUGCUGCUCGCACUCACCUUCCUGGCAUACACGGUGGACUCCACGUUGGCAUAUGGCACUGCUGAAACGCUCUGUGGUGGGGAACUAGUAGACACACUGCAGUUUGUCUGUGGGGACAGGGGUUUCUACUUCAGUAGACCCGUGGGACGAAAUAACAGAAGAUUCAACCGUGGCAUAGUGGAGGAGUGCUGUUUUCGGAGCUGCGACCUUGCUCUUUUGGAAACGUACUGCGCAAAGUCUGUUAAGUCUGAGCGGGACCUCUCGUCCUCUUCUCUUGUGGUCCUACCAGCACUAAGCAAGGAUAGCUUUCAAAAACCUUCACAUGCCAAGUACUCCAAAUAUGAUGUGUGGCAGAAAAAGAGCUCACAGCGCCUACAACGGGGAGUUCCCAGCAUCUUCCGCGCUCGCAGGUACCGGUGGCAAGCCGAAGGGCUGCAAGCAUCUGAUGAAACCAAGGUGCAUCGUCCCCUCAUCUCCCUGCCCAGCCAGAAGCCCCUGGUAGUGCAAGUUUCCUCAGAAACAUCAGGCAACCGGAAAUGAACUGUGAAAUGGAUUCUAUUUUUUUUUUAAAUCUCCUGGGGGGACUUUUGAGGCCUAACUUCCCUAGCCCUUAGCCCUCUUGGCUGUGAAGCAAGAGGGAUAUUGCCUUUCCACCCAGAAGCAAUAAAAAGGGGGCACUGUAACGCCAAUUUAAAGAGAACCAAACAACUGACAUAGUGAGAAGGGGAUUACAGCAUUGUCAGCAACAACAUAAUUUCUGUGGCAUUGUCCUUUAAGCAUUAAAGUGGUUUUUUUUUAAACUUCUGUUUUGUUUUGUUCCCCUAUCUACCCAGUAUUUUCAAGCCCAUACUUAAAAGGGACCGUUUGGCACUUGAACUAUUUUAAUAUUGGGCAGGGCAUGACAUCCCACAUGCCAGCAGCAGAAGGCAAAAGAAAGAGCAAGAGCAAGAAAAAAAAGAAUAUGAAAUUGAAAAACAGAAGAGUCCAUUCCAUGUCUUUCUUGACAAUAAAGUGAAAAAAAAUGGGGCAAAAUUUAUUUGGAGGGGUUACAUUUUUUCUCAUUCCCACCCCACUUUUUUCUUUGGUAUUUUUUCUUAUUUUUGUAAAGAGCAAUUUUUUUUUGCACCUUUACUUAAAAAAAAAAAAAAAAAAAAAAAGUAACUGAGAAGAAAUUCCAAGAAGACCCAUCUGAAUUUAUGUGUGUGUAUGUGCUUAAUUACAAGAUUCCAAAUCGACUUGCACCUUUUUAAAAUCACGGAUGAAGUGUGAGAAAGAGGUAAAGGAAAGGGGGAAAAAUAAAAAAGAGGAAGUGAACUGAUGUUCACUUUAAAUAGAGGAGGCGUCUGCAUUGCACAUUUGCCACGGAUUUAGUUGAUUUAUAUAUAUAAUAUAUAUAACUUUUUUUUGGCAAAAAGCACUAUUUUUAUGGGACAAUUUUUGUGUAGUAUCUGAAGAGGGAUUGUAAUGUUUAAAAUGUGUUAUGGUGCUAAAGUAAGUUGGAAGGGGGGAAAAACCCAGAAAUAGCAGGGGGUGGGGUGGGAAGGGAAGGACAAGAUAUUCAAUACUGAACUUGAAAUUGUAGCUUUUCGUUUUAGGAAAAGUGUGAUAAAUGUGUUUCUUUUCUCUUCUGAAAUAUAGCUUGGUCAUGACCAUAUGAGCUAGUUGGUUGUCACUCACAUACACAGAUGCACGCACAUGCAGAAAUACGUCUAUACGCAUUUGUUUAGAUCAAAAGGGAAUUUUUUGAAAAAAGAUAAACUAUUCUGAUGUUGUUAAGAUAUCCGAGUUACAACUCUAGGCCCCUAUUCUGCAAGAAUUUAGGCCUGGGCUUAACUUCUCACCCUGAGUGUAGUUCCAUCAACUUCAACGGGACUACUAAUAGCGUGGAAAGUUAGGCGUAAGCUUUUGCAGGAUUAGGGCCCUAGCAUUCACAUCAAGGUUUGUGUGUCAUUCAUGGAGUCCUUUUUGGUCUCCCUCUACCACCUUCUCUCUGACCUUAAGGCUCACUGAGGCCCCAGAGGCGUCCAAUGGGACUAUUCCCAUGUUUGAAGUUGGGCACAGUAUCUUGCUGAAUCAAGGCCUGCAUGAGUUUCCUCAGAAGCAAUAGCUCCAUGACUAAUCAUCUCCUCAUCCCGCUCCUUCCCUUGCCUCCUCCCUUUUCAAAGGGGUAGGCGCAGACUCUACUCCACUGUGAUCCCCUUAUACCAUUCCAGGACAGGUGGGCAGAAUGGUCCCUCAGGGAAUAUCCCCAGCCUAAGGGGUAGAGCUGGCAAAAUGAUUCUGUACCAUCCUUCCUAACAAGCCUGGUAUAGGGAGGAUGGCAUAGAGAGGCUGCAGUCAGAGCUCGCUGCACUCUGGUUAUUUUCACUUUAGGGGACCAUGGAAAGUCUGAGUGUAACUUAGAGCACUAGGCUGCUCUGAUUAACACGGGAGAUGGGGCAAGACCCUGAGACAGCCACAUAAUUCCAGAGGUGCAAAGGUGGCUUUUUUGCGCCUAGUGCAGAAUCAAAGCUGAUGCCUAGAUGGGAGAGAAAAGCCAAUUAGUUUGCCAAGGCUCAACACUGGGUGAGCAAACAGGUGUGUGAGGUGGGUCGAGGGCUGUAAAAUAGGUUGGUUUAAUAUAUAUAUAAAAUCUGUCUAGGAACCAUAAAAAGGGGGAAAUCAACUACAUUUCCCUCAGAUAUAUUCUCACUUGCUAAUAAGAUGGGGACACUCUGUUAACCAGUCCUGUACUUGCUUUGCCUUCUAUAGCCAGACAUUUAAAACUUUUUUUUUUUUAAAGAGACUACUUGAAUUGUAUUCUAUUUUGUGGUUUGGGGAGCGAGUGGGAGGGGCUGAGAACGGGGAGGAUAUUAAUGUAUAAUCCUUUUGUUUAUUAAUAUUACCUUGCAACGUUGAGCCACGAAGCCUUUGUUUUUUAAAAAAAAUGGCACUGCAAUAUACAACAAAAAGUAAAUCCUUUAUUUAUUUUAUUAUUAAAUAUAUAUGAAAGAAAACUAAAAUUGGUCCAAAUUUAAAAGGUGGUCUGGGAGUGGGUGGGGAAGGCACAGAGCAAGUGCAAAGAACUGAUUUUUCUUAUUGUGUCUCUUUAAAAACAUAGUUUUUAUUUUUAAAAAGAGGGGGAAAUGGAAAAAGCUUUCCUGGAUGCUUUGUACCAAAAAUAAAUAUUUUUUUUAAAGUGGAAAAUACCUAUUAAGCAAGUAAAUAUCCAUCUGGAAUAUGAAGCAUGCCUUUUUUCUUUUUACUUUUAUUUAUUUUUGUUAUUGGGGAAGGGGUGGGGAGAAAGUUUUGCCAAGGGACAAUAUUCAUAAAGGCACAGAGGAAAAUUCUUUAAAUAUCCUCUCUUUUGGCUCAAUCCUGCAAGAUACUACAUACACUCUGACCCUGAUGUAGCAAAGCACUUAAGUGUGCACCUAACUUUAAGCAUAUGAGGAAUCCGAUUGAAGUCAAUUGAACUCACGCAUAUUGUUAAACAUAUGCUUAUGUGAUUUUCUCGAUCCCGCUGAUGGGUUUUGCUAGGAUUCAGCAUGUCACAAGUUUUGGCCCUUUCUAAGGACCCAGUAAUAGCUGGAGUUCUGGCUCACAAGAAAAGAUAGGCCUAAGGCACAAAAGUUCAGACUAAGAUUUGAACUUCCAUGUGGUUUGGGGUCUUGAAUAUUGUGGGCCUCUCUGUAGUUUUGUGGAUCGAGGUCCCAGUUGCUGCUUUGCACCUUGUGUAGUCAUUUGCACCAGUACAAAGUAGAGGUAAAAUGCUACCGCUCUCAUUUGGUUGCAGUUUCCACCCAUGCAUAAAGUGUAUGCAGAUGACGAUAAAAGCCAAUGGUGCAUCAGGUCCUUGGGUCCCAGUCCAGCAAGAUACUGACACACAUGCCUAAGUGAGUGUGUGCACAGUCCCUUUGACUUCAGUGGCAGUACUGUACUUGCAUGCUUAACACUAAGCCAUUUGCUUAGGAGCCUUGGUGAAUCCAGCCCUCAGUCUCCAAGUGGAGAAAGGCUCAUGAACUUCAAAACUGGAGCCAGCAGUUGAAGUACUAGAAAAGGCUUUUAUUUGAUUUUUUUUUUAAAUAUGCCGUAAGAGUGGAUUUUCUGAGAGGUAUUAUUCCUCUUGUCCUUUAUGAAUAUUCAACCAGGUUUUCAUUAACAUUCACCCACGAGUAAGGGAAAGUGGAUAUUUUUCAGCCAUUUGGUUUAACUGUACCAAAAGACAUUUCUAAAGGCUACAGCGACUGCUUACUUGGUUGCUGUUCCUUGUGUGAGUUGCCACAGGCUCAGUUCCUCCAUGUUAGAGGGACUUUUUUAAUGCUUCAGUGCUGAAACUCAGCAGCACUAUAGAAAUGGCUCAGCGCACAGACCUUCUCUCCUGCACUGUGUGGGCUGUUUACUCCAUGGUAGCUCUAGGGAAUAAGGGAAAGUUUUAACGCUUUCCUUGCUUCAGAAAGAGGGCUAAGGCAUCUAGAGAUGCUACAGAAAGAACCUAAAACUUCAACCAAACCUUUUCCUAUCUGCGGUGCCUGGUUCCCACUGGGAGCAUGAGCAGAAGUGCUGGAACUACCAAAAAAAAAAACCCUUUGGUAAGGUUUCCAGCUCUGUAUUGAAGAUGCGAGAGGUUUGGUUCAGGUUUUGAGUAAACAUUCAAACUCAGCCUUUGAAGUCUGGCCCAUCGCUAACUGCAUGUAGCAGGUGGAGCUGUGAUGUAACACAGGAACUAAAAGGGGGUCCUGCAGCCCUAAUUUGAUCAAAAUCUUCGAGUUAAACAAAAGGAUCGGUAGGUGUUUCUCCUUUUGGCUGGUUCACUUCACUUGGCCAGAAAGACUGAACAGGUUAAGCUCCAUGUGGAACUGGGCAAUGCCUGGUACCUUUAAGGAGUGAAUGACUUACCCUUUUCUGACAUCUUAUGUUGCCGGGGGCUUCUGUUUAGGGCAUUGGACCAAUUGGGCUAAGCUAUAGAAAUAUUUUCUCAUCAGUAGUGUGGAUGGGGUUGGAGUCAAGAUCCUGCAAGUGAGAACGAGAGGGAUUUAAAAUCCUAUUUAGUAUCUUAGCAGGUAGAAGUUCUCUUGUUAGUCCCACUAUCUGAUUCACCGUAUCCCUGUACCUUGCAGAGCACUGAGGUCUGCUCCAGGUUUCAUUGGUGUAAACAAAGUCAAUGGGUUUAUACCAGUAGAACCGAUCAGAAUUUGUCCUUGUCGGUUAACUAACUACAACAGCUAUAGAUCAGGUAAGGGGCCACAUUUGCUUGUAUGGAAAGAACCAACCUAGUUAGAUGACUCAAAGACUUGAACACCCAAUUCCCAUUAAUCGUUUGAAAACCUUUGACUAGAAGCUUAACCCAAUUGAUCUAAGUCUGUCCCACUGAUGACGUGUCUCACACAGACUUUCCAUGUGGAACUGUGCUAAUUCAGACAGUGCUUCAGAGAGCAGAGGGCAGGGGAAGGACAAUUUCACAGCUUUUUGUUUCAGCAGAGCAUCUGAAACUGCCAGCGCAAUAUGGGCUUAGUGGAAUUCCUCUGGUGCCACAGAAGUAACCACAAAAAUCAUUUCUCUCCUCCCAUCCCAUUGCCAUUCUGGAUGAUGAUUUUAGGUAUUGCUUCUCUGUAGGUUUGCAGGGGGAAGCAGGGCCAGCUGUUUUCACAAUAAACACCUUUGUUGGGGUUCAUUUUCAGCAUGAUACACUGGGAUUUUGGGGGUGCAACUCAUUUAUGGAAGUGGCACAACUAAUUCUUUGGCUGCAGUGUUUAAAGCGUAUAAGUUAGUGUCUCUGCAUUUGGGGAAAAUCACUUUUUCUUUGUAUACAUUAUUUUAUGGCUUGUUUGCUGGAAAACACCAGAGCUGUUCUUCCAACCUUCUGUGCAUAGCAAUAGCACUUUAGGGAUGGAGCAGGGCCCCCAACUGGUUCCAUUGUCUUAGUAUCGCACAAUAGCUUCAUCCACUUCAUCCUGCCUGAUCUCAAAGGCUCAGUCUUUUGGUGAUGGACCUAGCUGCCUCUGCACUAAAUGAAGGGAAGAAUUGUAUUUGUUGUUUAAAAAACUGGUUUUGUCAUUGUAUGUAUUACUGUCCGCUAAUGUUUUAUAUGGUGGGGGGUGGGAGGGGCGGGAAGGGUAUUAAUGUAUCUUGAAUCAUUUCACUUGUGUGCACUCAGCCUAAUAUGCAAGACUCAAACUGCCCGGAUUCUGCACCUAUUGUACUUUUCAUUUGUAUCAAUAAAGCAAUCAGUUAUAAUGUC
This is a messenger RNA of Malaclemys terrapin pileata, 6568 nucleotides long. It is a transcript of the gene IGF2, whose product is annotated as insulin like growth factor 2. Gene Ontology annotation, molecular function: growth factor activity; hormone activity. The transcript has 4 exons. The coding region runs from base 220 to 888 and encodes 222 amino acids. NCBI's taxonomy places the organism in Eukaryota, Metazoa, Chordata, Testudines, Emydidae. The record is from RefSeq and is a predicted model, not a curated record. Gene Ontology annotation, cellular component: extracellular region.